Messenger RNA from Cercospora beticola, 642 nucleotides. RefSeq lists its product as uncharacterized. The record is from RefSeq and is a predicted model, not a curated record. Lineage: Eukaryota; Fungi; Ascomycota; Dothideomycetes; Mycosphaerellales; Mycosphaerellaceae.
AUGAGAUCUACAGAACCAAUGACAAUGACGGACUUUUUCUUCCAUCAGCAAGACAUAACAUUCGACAGUUGCGGAAACUUGCAGGCUCAAGUUUACGAUGCUGUCUACAACUCUACAACUUUCUACAUUGCAGAUCACCAAGAGGAAGAAGGCUCAAUCGAUAGUGAUCCAGACCAAGACACUGUCUCGGACGAACAAACGACUGGGUCACACAUCGAGACAACGCAGCUACGACCACUCUGCCUCUUCGUUGUGAGAGGCAGAAGGCUAUACAAAGGCAUCCGCAAUCGACUUUCGAGAUCUGCUUCCUCUGCGUCACAGCAAGGGCAAACAAAUGCACCUCUCCUCCCGACACCCAGCAACUACGUCGACUGGGAUCUGGCUGUACUCGAGCACAAUCUGAGUGGUAUUGACGAUAUCGGAGACCUACUCACUUGGCUGUAUCUGAAUCUGGACAUUCGAGAGCAGAUCAACGGACUCUGGUGGCCAGUCAUGCAAGAAUGCAAGGGCGAAGAGGGGGUAGCAUUGUUGUUGCAGAGAUUGGAAAGUGGGACAUGGUGGAUUGCAGGAGACGAGAGUGGUGAAUUGAGGGACACUGUUGUCGAUGUAUUGGGCAGGAGGCCGGACCAUGGUGUAUGGUGA